AUAGAACCUGUUUGAUCUGAACGGUUCAUCGUGUUGAUACACCCCCUCGCUAUCUGCUGCCGUUUUCCGACGUCGCAGGCCGCAGAAAGACUUAUCCUGUUUCGUCCGACAGUUCCAUUUGAUAUAGAGAUACUGAUUUGUUAACAUUUAUUAACACUUGAUAAUAUCUUUCCGCCUUAUUUGACUUGUAACCGAUCCCGAUAUCUGAUACUUGUUGGAAGUCCUUGAUCAUAUCAACCUAUGCUCUGAUACUAUCGUAUACUUAUCAUCAUAUAAAUCUGAUUCUAACAUAUAUUAUCAUUUUUUGUCUUGAUACUUAGUCUGACAUCGUUUUCACCAGACAACCACAACUCGUCAUAUACUUGUCUUCGAUACUAUCAUAGAUCACACAAUCUACUACCUGGAUCUAUCACAGUAUAUUCAACAGAUCACUUGAUACUAUCCUAGUUACUGCUAUUUUAGUGAUAAAGUGAUACUAUCAUAGUUUAGUAAAGCCAUCUGAUACUUGUUAUCAUAGCUGAUACUUAUCAGAAAAGCCCCCAACUGUUUCCAUCAUAUCUGCCUCAAUUCAGCUGCUGAGCAUGGACUUGAGAGUCGGCAAGAAGUACCGGAUCGGUCGUAAGAUCGGAUCGGGCUCCUUCGGAGACAUCUACUUGGGCACAAACAUCAUUUCCGGCGAAGAAGUAGCCAUCAAGUUGGAAAAUACAAAAGCCAAACAUCCACAGCUUGAAUACGAAGCCAAAGUGUACAAGGCUCUUAGUGGAGGAGUAGGUAUCCCGUUUGUCAGAUGGUACGGCACGGAGUGUGACUAUAAUGCCAUGGUGAUUGACUUGUUGGGUCCAUCGUUAGAGGAUUUGUUCAACUACUGUAACCGUAAAUUCACGUACAAGACCGUUCUUUUGCUUGCAGACCAGUUGAUCUGCCGUAUUGAGUACAUCCACGCCAGAUGCUUCAUCCACCGUGAUAUCAAACCCGACAACUUCUUGAUGGGAAUUGGAAGAAGAGGCUCUCAAGUGAAUGUGAUUGAUUUUGGCCUUGCCAAGAAGUACAGAGAUCCCAGAACUCACUUGCACAUCCCCUACAGGGAAAACAAGAAUUUGACUGGUACGGCCAGAUACGCUUCUGUUAAUACACAUUUGGGCAUUGAGCAGUCAAGAAGAGACGACUUGGAGUCCUUGGGAUAUGUCUUAAUAUAUUUCUGUCGUGGCUCUUUGCCAUGGCAAGGCUUGAAGGCUGCUACCAAGAGACAGAAGUACGACAGAAUUAUGGAGAAGAAAAUGACGACUCCAAACAACAUUUUGACUAAGGGAUUACCCUCAGAGUUUUUGGAUUACAUGAACUACAUCAAGACGUUGAGAUUCGACGACAAGCCUGACUACCCUUACUUAAGAAAGUUGUUCCGCGACUUGUUCAAGCGUGAGAACUACCGUUACGACUAUGUUUUCGACUGGACGUUGUACAAGUUCCAGCAAGAGAAGCAGAGAAAUCUGGGAAAGAUCACUGACGCUGAACAAGACCAAAACCAGAAUCCAAGCCAGAACCAAAAUCAACAAAACCCAACUUCACAGCUUCCACAAUCUCAGCCACAGCAACAAAUCGCAUCCCCACAACAACAGCAACAACCUCAAUCACAACAACAAGCACAACCACAGGAUCAACAACUCACUCCUCAGCAGCGUUUGGGCUUACAGAAGAGAGCAUUAGCAUUGCAGCAGCAGCAGGCCCAACACCAGCAAGCUUCGUACAAUGCCACACGCAAUAACAUUGGCUCUCCUUAUGACCAGGAUAAAGCCAAGAUCGCCCCUCAGCAGGGAGGAAACCCAGCAUGGCUUUAAACCCAGUAGAAUCUAUAUACUUCUUUUAUGUUUCGUUUGUUUCUGGCAAUUGAAUUCUGUCUAAUAAUCAUAAUAUUGUUAGCUUCUGGUCUUCCGUUUGCUUCAAGUCUUGGGAGUUUUGUAAUGCAUAAUAGUUCG
Scheffersomyces stipitis CBS 6054 is the source of this 1973-nucleotide messenger RNA. It is a transcript of the gene HRR25, whose product is annotated as serine/threonine protein kinase. The transcript is spliced from 2 exons. Gene Ontology annotation, biological process: signal transduction; endocytosis; peptidyl-serine phosphorylation. Bases 582 to 1835 code for a protein of 417 amino acids. Gene Ontology annotation, molecular function: protein serine/threonine kinase activity; ATP binding. NCBI's taxonomy places the organism in Eukaryota, Fungi, Ascomycota, Pichiomycetes, Serinales, Debaryomycetaceae. The record is from RefSeq and is a predicted model, not a curated record. Gene Ontology annotation, cellular component: nucleus; cytoplasm.